Molecule: messenger RNA, 1488 nt
Organism: Caenorhabditis angaria
Lineage: Eukaryota; Metazoa; Nematoda; Chromadorea; Rhabditida; Rhabditidae
Source: the annotation of a GenBank genome assembly
AUGGAAGAAGGUGCGACGACAAGAAGAUUCGAGUUGCUAUGCGUUUUCAUGCUCAGUUUUGGUCAGCUUUGUAUUAUGACUGGAUAUGAUUCGCAAGCUUUCAUUCUUGAAUCAGUUAUUCAUUCGAUUCAUGAAAGAGAACCAGAGACAAUCAGUAUUCAUUCGGGAUAUUAUGGGUGAGUUUGGAUAAGUCGUGGAGAAGCUAGAGCAAAACUGGAGACGCAGAAUCUAACAAUAAAAUCUAAUUUCCAGUCAAGCAGUUUGCUACCUCACCUACGUUUUCGCCUGUUUCAUUUCACCAUCUUUCCUCUACGCAACCAGUGCCAAAACAACUCUUCUUGUCUCUGCCAUUUGUUUCACCUCAUUCCAUUUCGGAUUCUUCUUCACCAAUACAUACUAUUACUAUUUGUCGAGUGCGGUGUCGGGAAUUGGAUUCGCAUUGUAUUACACGGGAAACGGUGAUUAUAUGACUUCCCAUUCAACCCGUCAAACUAUUGGGUCAAAUGUCUCAAUGUCUUGGGGUCUUAGUUGUUGUUGUAUGAUGAUUGGCGCGGUUAUUAUGGCUGUUAUCACUUCGUUGACUGCGACUGGAGUGGAGAUUGGUUCACAAAGAAGUUUCAGCGAUGGUGAAAUGUGGGUUUUCUUGAAGAAGACAUCUCUAAUAAAUCAAUAGUUUUGCAGCUAUCUCCUGUUCUCUGCAUUUGCUGCAAUUUCGAUGAUCGCUGUCAUAACUUUCAUCUUGAUUCCAUCCAAAGAUGUGUCAAAUUGUAUUGAAAGUAGCGAGAAGAGAGUCGAAUUUAUGCAAGGCAUCCGAUUGAUGAAAAAAGCGUUGAUGUCACCAAAAAUGUUCCGACUUGCUCCGUCUUUUCUGCUCUGCGGUAUUCAUACGUCGUUUUGGAUUUCGGUUUAUCCGACUUCGCUGAUGUUCAAUGCGCAUAAUGCGGCGAUGAUUUAUUUACCGGCUAUUUAUUGUUUUGCUGUUGGGCUUGGCGAGACAUUGAGUGAGUUAGAAUUGAGAAAGUAAAACAGCGAGCAGUGGGACUCGAACCCACAAAGAGGUGUCUGAUUGGUAGGCAGAGCUCUCCACGACUACACCACGCGUGUAAAUAAUAAAUGAGUAAUUUUUGAUAAUUAUAUGUGAAGCCCAUAGUCAAAAAAAUAAGACAAAUUGUAAAACUGCUGAAAAUGAGUGCCCCGAUCACUUUUUUUCUUAAAAAGUGAUCAAGAAUAUCUGGCAGCUACCCCAAUUCUAUAAAUUUCAAAUUUUCAGUGGGUCUCGUGAUUUCAACAAUGAGCAAACGAAUCGAAGACUUUGGUCUCCGCCCAACAAUGCUGAUUGGCUGUUGUUCAACAAUCCUUUAUUGUCUUCUCGCACUUCUCACCACUCCAUUCAACGCAACAACAACUCCAACCACACUCGAACCACUUUUUCUGUCAACCAACACGAAUCUUAGUGUUCAUUGUUGGUUUGAUUGGUGGCAUCAGUGA